This is a messenger RNA of Xiphias gladius (swordfish), 1419 nucleotides long. RefSeq names its product proteasome 20S subunit beta 11a (gene psmb11a). The transcript has 2 exons. Gene Ontology annotation, cellular component: proteasome core complex. Bases 155 to 1222 code for a protein of 355 amino acids. NCBI's taxonomy places the organism in Eukaryota, Metazoa, Chordata, Actinopteri, Istiophoriformes, Xiphiidae. The record is from RefSeq and is a predicted model, not a curated record.
CCGUUGCGCUGGCUUUCGAAGAAACUGACGCCAUCUUGGAUCUCGACGACGAUGGACUCUGGUUUAAUCUGUGUUUGAGGAGAACUUUCUGCCCGCCAGUCACGCUGAUGUUCUCAUCAAGGAAUCUCUCUGUAUCUGCUUCGCUGACACCAUCAUGGCUUUAGAAGAUAUUUGCAGUUUCAAGGAAACUACUGUGCAUCACGAGUGGUUUUCUGCUUCAUCUUUGGAAGCAACAGUCUCAACUUUUCAUACGACUGACUAUUGCAGCUUUGGAUUGAGGAGACUAAGGAAAUGUGAGACAACUUGUGGGGUCCCACUUCACUUUUUCAUACCAACUUUACCAAACUCUACCCCUUUCAACCAUACACCUUCAUUCCCUUUUUUCUCGGCCAACCACUCAUUGACAGUCCGCAGGCCAUUCCCUCUUUCUCAUGGAACAACGACCCUCGGUUUCAUCUUCCAAGGUGGAGUCAUAGCAGCUGCAGACACACGUGCCAGUGCUGGGGGGCUUGUUGCCUGCCCGGCUGUUCAUAAGAUUAACCCGAUUCACUCCCACUUGGUGGUCACCUCCUCUGGGAGUGGUGCAGACUGCAUGCUGUGGGAGCGAAUUCUGGCCAGAGAGAUCAGACUCUACCAACUGCGGCACAGACGGCGCCUGUCAAUACGUGGCACUGCUAAACUCCUAUCAUUUAUGCUGCACCCCUUUAAAGGGACUGACGUGUGUGUGGCUCUUACACUAUGUGGAUGGGACAAGGAAGCGGGUAACACUGACUGUGCAAAGCGGUCACAAGGAUCUUCCUUUCUGACUGGUGAUAGCCCCUCAGCUGCUGUUAGUAGCCACGAUGUUACUGCAAUGGCAUGUUCUGCAUCCCCUAACAGUGGCCCAAAGCUGAUAUACGUGUGCAGCGAUGGAGCCCGACUGCAGGGAGAUGUCUUUUCUGUGGGCUCAGGUUCUCCUUAUGCUUAUGGAGUCCUGGAUAGAGGACUGAGGUGGAGCCUGAGCAAAGACGAGGCCAUCUCCUUGGCAAGAGAAGCCGUGUUCAGAGCCACUCACAGGGAUGCCUACUCAGGAAACAACGUGGACCUCUUCCACAUCACAGCCCAUGGAUGGAAACAAAGAGAGAGGGAGGACCUGAAAGAUGAAUAUUACAGAGUCAUGGAGAGGAGGGCAAAGAUAGUGGAGGAAAGAAAAAGAGUGACAGACGUGAAAGUUCCUGCAUGAAGCAAAGUAUUUAUGUAUGGGAGGAGGGAUGGGAUCAGGGGGACAAAAUUUUAGAAAUAGCCAUGUAUCAAGAGUUGCAUCGACUUCAGCCUCAUUCUUCAUAGUGUAUUUGCUUGUUUGCCAGAAAAAAACAUCUCUUUGAAAAAAAUUCAUAGACUGUACCGUAGUGAGUGAUGUGGUCUUGAUGUCUCGUUUUU